Centruroides sculpturatus (bark scorpion) is the source of this 2245-nucleotide messenger RNA. Its product is annotated as proline-rich protein 5-like. Gene Ontology annotation, cellular component: TORC2 complex. NCBI's taxonomy places the organism in Eukaryota, Metazoa, Arthropoda, Arachnida, Scorpiones, Buthidae. Gene Ontology annotation, biological process: TORC2 signaling. The transcript is spliced from 9 exons. The record is from RefSeq and is a predicted model, not a curated record. The coding region runs from base 16 to 939 and encodes 307 amino acids.
GCAGAGAACAUAAAUAUGAGAAGUGACUUUGUUACACAACAUUCUACUAUGUCUUUGAAACGUUUAAGUAUGAAAUCUUCAUCUGUGCAUUAUAUGCAAAACUCUAUAAAUUCUUUAGCUUCUCCUGCAUUUCCUAGGACUUCCUCCCUUCUACAGCAAGUACCCGAAUAUGGGAUAGUCACCUUAGACAUAGCUUCGAGUUUAGAUAGACAACACACCUUUAGAAAGAAUCAAGAUUGGAAUAACUUGUUGAAGAAAAUUGUCAGUUUGUUUCAGCAGAAAGAUGUCAUGAACCCGGGUGAAUUGUUUAGUCUCCAUGAGAAUAUCAGAAAUAUUCUAGGAUCAAAAACGGGACCAUUUAUCUUCGAUUAUUAUAAGCAAGAAUUAUUACCAAGAGGGAUGAUCAUCUUGAGAGAGAAUAUAAGGCUAGAAGAAGGUGAAAAGUUAUUAGUUAUGCUGGAAGAAAUUUGGAAUUAUUUUUUUAAGAAGAUUUUACCUGCUUUAGAAGCAAUAUUGUAUUUAAUUAAGACUAAAGAAAUAUUGACGGUUAGGCAAACAGCUCUUGUUAGUUUUCGCGAUUUUAUCUUACUAAAAAUUAAAAUUGAAGAAGCUCUACAAAAAGUCAAUUAUAAAGUUUCUUCCGGAAUUAAGCACAUGUUCCUUAUCUUGCAGGGAGUCAAUGAUAGCUAUCCUCCAAAUAAAAAUAAAUUAAAGUUGGAGUCGAUUUUGGCCAGAAUCAUAAACCCUUUUCUAGGAUUUAGAGGUCUUUACCAAGGAGGUUCCGAGCCCGUUAUCCCUUCAAUGGAGCCAGCUAUAGCUGCUAGAAGGAAGUCUGCAGAUUGGAGGCGUAUAUCUCGUCCACUUAGCGUUCAACCUCAACAAGUGGAGACUCUAACCGAACUCUUUAUCAAUGCCCUAAGGAAACAAGAAAAUUCGUAAUUUCCAUUAGAUAUUAUCGAAAUUAUAAGAAGAUAAAUCUAAUAUGAGGAAUAAGAAAGACUCGAAAUAACCGAUUGCUUCCAUCACUAAUAGUAAACGACAAGAAACAGAUCCAUAAAGAUGCUGAUGAUUAUAGCUUAUACUGCGAAUAGGAGAAUGGCUUAAAAAAAGUAGUGAUUACUGAGGAGAAUGGAGUAAAAAAAAAACGCCAGAAUGACGAUGAUAAAUCUAGACCAAUGUUACAAAUUGUAAGCGAGGAAAGUAAUUCAGUGAUACGAUAUAUGUAGGAGAUAUUUAUGUAAUUGAAAAUAGGAAAACGAUCAUCACCAGUUAGUUUGUAAGAUACUGCCAUCUCUCGUCAUCGAAGAGGAUUAAAAUAUUUAUAAAUCUACCUUGGAACGUGGCCAAGUGGUAUUAUAUACUUCACAGCAUAUAGUUAUCGCUGAUUACACUAUCGAUCUAACCUUAUAUCGAAGAGAAUUACACAUUUAGAUUUGACGUAUAAUAAUUAUGAAGGAGCUAUCAAAUUGAGUGACGCUUCAAAUUAUCUUCGAUGCAUCAUAAGUUUCCGGAGAAAAUUUUUUUUACAUUUUUAGAAUAAAAAAUUAAGUAUUUACUUUAUUUUAAAGCGAAACAAAACUCGGAAUUUAGCGAAAAUUCGGUAGUUUUGUUUGGCAUACAACUCUAUCCAAAAAUAUACAAAAUGUUCGAUUUUCAAGGACAAUCGCAUCUUGAUACACUUCAAUAUGUCUUUCCAUAUAUAAUAUAAGUAACUUAUACGCGUAUAUAUAACUAAAUGAACGAUAUCUAGAAGGAUAAACGGGCCUUUAAUGUUGAAAAAUUCGGGAAGUUUCAAUUUACUAAGAUGAUUUAGACAUGAAAAUGUGGAUCGUAUCCGAUGAUGAUAACGUGUAGGAUGCAGAACGGAUGGAUGGAGAAAUGUCGACUUUUAAAUUAACAGCUUCUAGAGCCUCAAGACAUAUAAGGUACGACCACCUCUAAGAUAGUAUUACCAGUAUCUAACAUCAGCGUUUCUAGAAUAUUUUAAAGCAGAACGGUUAUUUUUAGAUCCCAAUAGCAUCAUUCGUGUUCCUUAGGUAAGAUAAAUCUCGGUCGACGAAUCUACUUCUUCAUUACCCAAGUUAUAGCAGCUAUCGUUGACAACCUUUAAACACUCGUCAAAGAUUAAAGAUAAAAAUUUCGGAAACGAAUUAAAAUCGAUACGAAUGAAAGGUUUAAAAACGUAUUUUCUGUGUAAACAACUUCCGCAUUCUAUAUAAGGAUCGCUUACUAGUAUCUUAAACAA